GUUGUCUAUGCUAUGACUUAGGUACGACGAAGUGGUGGUAACAUUCGUCCUAACGGUACGACGCGUUGGCUGAUAUCAAGUUGUUCUACUUCGUAGUCUGUGCCAGUACUUUUUGGCGGGAAUUGUUUCAGACGCUUUUACUUUUACAACACUAGAUAGAUAAAACAUCGUUGAGCCAAGUUGAAAAGCUUUUGACACAACUGAAUUAUAGUGGACACUGCUCUAUCCUACCUAAUGGAGGAGGGAAAUAUCCGUCUUCAGGAAGCUUGCUCCGCUCUAGAAGAGAUUAUUGCUGAGAACGAUUUACACCUGAAUGAGUUACAGGAAGAGAUUAGUCAGACAGUAAACCCUCGUCCUGCGGCCACACGAAAACAAAUGCGAACCGCGGAUAAGGUUGCUGCAUUGGAAGCCAGAAAAUGCGAUCUAGCUUUUCUUCUAGGAGAAGCUAGACCCACAGAUUGCCAUCAAAAGGAAAUCCUAAGCAACAAGUCACUUAUACUAAGCUUGGCACGGGCAUCACAAUCACGUUCUAAAACGGAAAUGCAACAGCUUUUGGUGGAAGAAAAGCUACGACAGGCUUCAAUCAAAAAGGAAUGUGAAAGGAAGACAAAAAUCUUAAAUGAGCUUACAAUGAUUCUAAAUGCUUUUUUGAAAAAAAUGAAAUCUAUUGAGGAAUUGGAAUUAGCUGAACUUAAAGCAUUAAAAGCUAAAACAAAUGACCUUGAAAAUACCUGUUCUGAAAUGCGAAUGGCUAUGGCUGAAUUAUUUGACAAAUAUUUUGGAGCUCCACAAAUUCCUGGGUAUACUUCAAUGUACGAACUUCUGCAGCAUCUAAUGAAGCCCCUUAGACAAAGCCGACGAAGUACAUACAUUAGAGUAAAAGACUCUGUUUGGCCGUAUUACUUGGAGAUAUUGGAAACAAACGGGAUCAUUGAGUACCAUCGGGUUGACAAAAGCAAAAUAAGACUUGUUGACUUUUCAAACGGUCAGUUAGGAUUUGAUCCGGAGAAAAUGGAGGCCGUCAGAGAAAGAGUAGAGGCAAAAAUGAAGGCUAAAAAAGUUUUGAAGAAAAACAUAAGCAAAGGUAAAAAGGCUUCUGAAGGAAAUACAGGCAGAGAAAGAUUGGUUGUAACAGUAAGUGAACAAAAAAGUGAUAAAGCUUUGAAGAAAAGUGAAGAAAGUGUGCUGGAAGAAGAAGAAUGGGAGGAUGACCUAUAACAGUGCAAGAAAAGAAGCACAAAAGCUCAUAAGAAUAGGAAUCAUGUUAAGAUUUUCUACUGUUCUUACUAAAACAAAAUUCUGUCGUUAAUUCAGUAAUACAAAUCUGUUAAGUGAA
This is a messenger RNA of Daphnia magna, 1336 nucleotides long. Its product is annotated as centromere protein K. Bases 235 to 1218 code for a protein of 327 amino acids. The record is from RefSeq and is a predicted model, not a curated record. The transcript is spliced from 5 exons. Gene Ontology annotation, cellular component: nucleus. Gene Ontology annotation, biological process: mitotic sister chromatid segregation; kinetochore assembly. Lineage: Eukaryota; Metazoa; Arthropoda; Branchiopoda; Diplostraca; Daphniidae.